Molecule: messenger RNA, 825 nt
Organism: Sinocyclocheilus rhinocerous
Lineage: Eukaryota; Metazoa; Chordata; Actinopteri; Cypriniformes; Cyprinidae
Product: peptidyl-prolyl cis-trans isomerase-like
Exons: 5
Coding region: 96-590 (164 amino acids)
Biological process (GO): protein peptidyl-prolyl isomerization; response to hypoxia; protein folding
Cellular component (GO): cytoplasm
Molecular function (GO): peptidyl-prolyl cis-trans isomerase activity; cyclosporin A binding
Source: RefSeq, a predicted model, not a curated record
UUAGCGGCCUUCAUCCGGUCUUUUCUCCAGUCCAAGGUAGGCAGUGUUACACGGUUCAGCCCAGCACCUUCUUAAACGCAAGAGAAACUAAAGCCAUGGCAAGGCCCAGAGUUUUCUUCGACCUCACCGCCAACGGCAACCCACUCGGAAGAGUGAUCAUGGAGCUGAGAGCUGAUGUAGUCCCUAGAACUGCAGAGAACUUCAGGCAGUUGUGCACUGGUCAGCCUGGCUUCGGCUACAAAGGAUCCAUCUUCCAUCGCGUCAUCCCCAACUUCAUGUGCCAGGGAGGUGACUUCACAAACCACAAUGGAACUGGUGGAAAGUCCAUUUAUGGCCACAAGUUUGAGGAUGAGAACUUCACCCUGAAACACACCAGCGCUGGCUGCCUGUCAAUGGCCAACGCCGGCCCCAACACCAACGGUUCCCAGUUCUUCAUCUGCACAGAAGUUACUUCAUGGCUGGAUGGCAAGCACGUUGUCUUCGGACAGGUUGUGCAGGGCUUGGAUAUCAUCAGGAAAGUGGAGGGCUACGGUUCCAGCAGUGGAAAGACCAGUGCCAAGAUCGUCGUCGCUGACUGUGGCCAGCUGUAAACACCUCAACCACUAACCUUCACCCAAACCCUAGUCUAGUACCCCUCAGUGCUCCCUUUCAUAAAUCCUGCCGCUAACAUUCCUGUCCAAGUUCUACAACCCCUCCCUAUAUCCUUCAGUCGUCCAUCUUUGUCUUUGAUAAGUUGCCUUUGCCGUUUUCAUUUGCAAAUGAAGUCCUGUAGGCCUAUAAUUUGUGCAUCAAAGUCUGAAAAUAAAGGGGAACAAUGACCUGAAA